CUCUUAUAAUCUGAAGCUGAAGCCCAAUCCAAUUUUUUAAAGAGGCCCAUAUCUAAAAAAAUCCAGCCAGCCGCUAUUGCUUGAUCGAUCGAUUCGUACAGUAUUUCGUAUCAGACAGAAAUCUGAAAACGUAGUCGGAGUAGGAAGCAAGGCCGGCGGCGGCCGCUAAAAACAAAGAGUGAGAAAGGUAAAAUAAAAUAGAUGGGUGGUGCAUUUUGGGGGACACGGGUGAUGGAGGUAGUGAAGAAGCAUGAUUCUGGAGGACUCGUUUGGAAGAGAAUCAAGCUCACCACCACCCGUAAAGCCAAUGCCAAGAAGCGUCUUCUCCGUGUGUGGCAGAACGAAGCCGUCCUCAAGGCAUGUUCUGAACCAUCUCCUUCAGUAAGUUCUUCUGCCAGUGCAAACAAUGUUGCAAAGAGUAAUUAAGUUGAAGGGUGUCCACCUGAACGUUGUUCCAUCAGUAAUUUGGGUUACCUACUAUUUUUCAUGAUUUUCAAAAACAUUGAAACUAUUAGGCAAUGCGGCUUCAAAUACGGCCACAAUUGUAAUAUUGUAGGUGCAUAGGUAACGUGGUUCAUUAUUCAAAAGUAGUAUGAUCUAUGCAUGUACAUAGUUCAUUCCUAAUAGGAUGAUUUAACUUGCAGCAUGUAACUUGAGUUUGUGGUUUCCUGUUAAUUUUUACAUUAUUUAUGUCUUGCUUGCUAUACAUAUCAUAAUAGCUGUUAUUGAAGACAGUUGGAUUUAUGGGAAUUGUCUUCCUUUUUUAUGCUGUUCA
Trifolium pratense (red clover) is the source of this 775-nucleotide messenger RNA. RefSeq lists its product as uncharacterized. Bases 202 to 426 code for a protein of 74 amino acids. The record is from RefSeq and is a predicted model, not a curated record. NCBI's taxonomy places the organism in Eukaryota, Viridiplantae, Streptophyta, Magnoliopsida, Fabales, Fabaceae. The transcript has 3 exons.